CUAAGUGCCAGUGUUUACAAGAGUUUGAUGUAGGUCUGUUUGCGCCUGUUAUCCGAGUUCUCACCAUGUCUGUUACUCCAUGUUUGGUGGACAGAUGGACUGAGGAGAACAACAACAUCGUCAGAAAGUGGAAGGAAUAUGAGAACCGUCGCCAGCCCCUUCAAGACGUACGAAAGCAUUGCUAUGCGGAGUUUCUCAAACUGUGGCAGAAAAUUCAAGGUCUGCCAGCCACUACAGAACAACUUCAACUUGAAAUCACCGCUUCAUACAACACCUUGAUAUUAUCACUGAGUUACUCCAAACCGCAAGAUACGCAGCAUCACCUCACCAACAGCCUAGUAAGAGCCUUAGAAGCUGUUGGUGCUCAGGUGUCCAAAACUGAUCUGGGAACAUUAUUGCAAGCAGUGCUGAAGACCUUUGGUGGUACAGUGUACCAGCCCUGCAUCCACAAGCUGUUGCUGAUUCAGUGGGCGAUCUGGCUCUCGGAAUGUCAGUUUGAUGGCAUCCUUCAUCUGCUUCAGCAGAUUAACCCCAAGAACAAGAUCACACCAUCUGGUGAUCUACUCACAGAAAUCCGAAACCUCACCUUUUCCAUCCAAGAAGACAUCUCCCUGCUUGUUGCUAUGGCAGCCAAAGAUCUCAAGGACCUUUUGCAUAUCUGCACUUUUGUUUCCAAAGGAGUGGAGCAGAUGAGGAAGGAGAAUUAUACUGAGGCUCUUCUGGCUAUUCAAGAAGCUGCCACACUCUCUUCUCCCAGAGCUCUUUUGGCUCACAUCCACACCCUCACAGGCCUUUGCUUCACUAAGCUGGGACGGCCCCAGAGUGCCCUCCAAUGUUACAGAAAGGCCUUAGAGGUGGACUUCAGCUGCCAGAGGGCACUUUAUCAGAGCUCACUAGUGUACAGGCAGUCGGGCAACAGUCAAGCCGAAAUAGAGGCUUUGCAUCUUCUUCACUCUGCUGUGUUGUUGCAUACUGAAAGAGACUCAUCAAGUACGCCAGCCGCCCUCAUAUCCCCUGAUAUGCUGCUUGGGGGUGAACAAAUGGCUUUUAUUAGCCAAGUACCUUCUCCUGUUCUAAUAUUACACACUCUGGCACAUAGAUGUUUGCUCAAUGACAGAAAUUCAGAAAGUGCUGAGUUCUAUGUUGACCUCUUGGCCACCUUACAGUCUCCAGACUCCAGACCACAUGGACCCACGAUUGAUGCCCUGCCUUUCCCAAGAAUCCCUGUUGUCUAUCUCGAAGCAGCAUUUGCAGUGUUGAAAGCCAAAAGGUUUUGGGAUUCUAUUGCCAUUUGUGAUGAAGUCAUUGCCAAGACUGUGGACCUUGUCCCAGAGAGACUGCUGCUUGAGCCACAUCACAGGUCAGCUGGCCCCACAGAACUGGCAGCUGUAGGUGUGGAAUCUGAAGCUGUGGAGGAGAAAUUAGACUGUGUUCUCUGGUCUGGGGCAGCUUACUUCCUUCAAGGACAUGCAUAUUUGCAGCUCAAGGAUACAAAAGAAGCACUGACCAUCUUUACCAGAGCCAUCAAUCAACUGGUGAAAGUGUGUGUUAAACAGAAAUGCUGGACAGUGAGCAAUCUGGGACAGACAGAAGAUUCUGACAAUAAAGUGGCGACACUGGAGGCUCUAAAAGGACAAACGCUUGCAGGCAGAGGCGUGUGCUUUAUAGAGAGAGGCCAGUUGAAGGAGGCUUUGAGGGACUUCCAGCUCAGUCUUCAGGCCUCAGGGUGUAGGAACACAGAGAUGUGGCUGGUUGAGACUUUGUGGAGGCUGGACCGCAAGAAGGAGGCAGCAGCCAUGUGGCACCAGAGUUAUAAUUCCACAAACUCGCCUACUCCAGUAGAGCUGCCCCUGUAUCUGCAAACAUGGCAAGAGGAUGCUACAAAUCUUGACCACAGCAACCUGAAUGAGAAAAUGGAGAAAUUCAUCCAUAGUUGUGGUGACAUAACUAUGACAUAAAAUAAAGAUAAAACAAUUUCAUAUUUUA
Pygocentrus nattereri (red-bellied piranha) is the source of this 1986-nucleotide messenger RNA. It is a transcript of the gene fancg, whose product is annotated as FA complementation group G. NCBI's taxonomy places the organism in Eukaryota, Metazoa, Chordata, Actinopteri, Characiformes, Serrasalmidae. Gene Ontology annotation, cellular component: Fanconi anaemia nuclear complex. Gene Ontology annotation, biological process: interstrand cross-link repair. Gene Ontology annotation, molecular function: protein binding. The coding region runs from base 66 to 1958 and encodes 630 amino acids. The transcript is spliced from 15 exons. The record is from RefSeq and is a predicted model, not a curated record.